Lepidothrix coronata (blue-crowned manakin) is the source of this 2620-nucleotide messenger RNA. It is a transcript of the gene SNX33, whose product is annotated as sorting nexin 33. The record is from RefSeq and is a predicted model, not a curated record. Bases 315 to 2009 code for a protein of 564 amino acids. Gene Ontology annotation, cellular component: plasma membrane; cytoplasmic vesicle. Gene Ontology annotation, biological process: endocytosis; endosomal transport; mitotic cell cycle. Gene Ontology annotation, molecular function: phosphatidylinositol binding; protein binding. NCBI's taxonomy places the organism in Eukaryota, Metazoa, Chordata, Aves, Passeriformes, Pipridae. The transcript is spliced from 2 exons.
AUCUUGUUUUUAUCCAGGAAAUGUCGUUUUUAACUGGGGAAUGUUGUUUGUAACUGGGGAAUGUUGUUUUUAACAGGGGUGCCGGGAUCGGGGGGGUCACUUGGACACACGGAACUUGGCGUCACCUCGUAAGGGAUUUCUUCUUCACCGUUUUUUUUUAAUUUCUCUGGGAAACCGGCCAAGCCAUUUCCCACAGCGCGUGGUGGUGAUCCCGGAGCCGAGCGAGCCUGUGGUAUUGCCUGGGGGGGUUGUUUUGGCUGGGGGGAUUGCGUUCCGCUGUGUGCCCCCCUCCUCUUCCCGACCCGCGACCGGCCAUGGCGUUGAAAGCCAGAGCGCUUUACAACUUCCAGAGCGAAAACAAAGAGGAGAUCAGCAUCCAGGAGAACGAGGAGCUCGUCAUCUUCAGUGAGAACUCCCUGGACGGGUGGUUACAGGGCCAAAACAGCCGCGGGGAGACCGGCCUCUUCCCUGCUUCCUAUGUCGAGAUCCUCCGCUCCCGGUCAGGCUCCAACUACACGGACUACUCCAGCAGCCCGGCCGGCUCCCCCGGGCACGACUCCUCCUUCUACUCAGCAUCCCCCAAUCCCGGCAUCUCCUACCAGGGCAGUUUUGAGGACGACGAUGAUGAUGAUUGGGAUGACUGGGACGAUGCGUGCACGGUGGUGGAGGAGCCCCGGAGCGCCCCGGGUACCAACGGGCACCCCUCACCCAAUCUGCAGUACCCGGAGGCCUAUGGCCACCACCAGCAUGCCGGUUACCGGCCCAAGCCGGCGCUGGAGAGGCAGGAUAGCAUGAGCUCCUCCAAGAGGGGCAGCGUGGUAGGGAGGAACCUCAACCGCUUCUCCUGCUUCGUCCGCUCCGGUGUGGAAGCCUUCAUCCUGGGCGACGUGCCCCUGAUGUCCAAGAUCUCUGAGACAUACUGCAUCGAGAUGGGCUCCAGAGGUCCCCAGUGGAGGGCGAACCCCCACCCCUUCAUCUGUUCCGUGGAGGACCCCACCAAGCAGACCAAGUUCAAGGGCAUCAAGAGCUACAUCUCCUACAAGCUGACCCCCAGCAACAUCAACUCGCCCGUGUACCGGCGGUACAAGCACUUCGACUGGCUCUACAACCGCCUCCUGCACAAGUUCACAGUGAUCUCGGUGCCCCACCUGCCCGAGAAGCAGGCCACUGGCCGCUUUGAGGAGGACUUCAUUGAGAAGCGCAAGCGGCGACUGAUCCUCUGGAUGGACCACAUGACCAGCCACCCCGUCCUCUCCCAGUACGAGGGCUUCCAGCACUUCCUCUGCUGCCGCGACGAGAAGCAGUGGAAGCUGGGCAAACGCCGGGCGGAAAAGGAUGAGAUGGUGGGUGCCAGCUUCCUCCUCACCAUCCAGAUUCCCACGGAGCACCAGGACCUGCAGGACGUGGAGGACCGCGUGGACGCCUUCAAGGCCUUCAGCAAGAAGAUGGACGACAGCGUCCUGCAGCUGACCAAUGUGGCCUUGGAGCUGGUGCGCAAGCACGUGGGGGGCUUCCGGAAGGAGUUCCAGAAGUUGGGCAAUGCCUUCCAAGCCAUCAGCCACUCCUUCCACAUGGACCCUCCCUACAGCUUGGAUGCCCUCAACAACGCCAUCUCCCACACAGGCAAGACGUACGAGACUGUGGGGGAGAUGUUUGCUGAGCAGCCCAAGAAUGACCUGUUCCUCAUGCUGGACACGCUUUCCUUAUACCAAGGGCUCCUCUCCAACUUUCCAGACAUCAUCCACCUCCAGAAAGGCGCCUUCGCGAAGGUGAAGGAGAGCCAGCGGAUGAGCGACGAGGGCAGGAUGGACCAGGAGGAGGCUGACGGGAUCCGCAAGCGCUGCCGCGUGGUGGGCUUCGCCCUGCAGGCCGAGAUGAACCACUUCCACGAGCGCCGCGUGGCUGACUUCAAGAGGAUGAUGCAGUCCUACCUAAGACAGCAGAUCGUCUUCUACCAGCGCGUCAGCCAGCAGCUGGAGAAGACGCUGCGCAUGUAUGACAACCUCUAACGCCUCCACUUGCUCUGCCCGCAGCCUCGCACGCCUCCUCUGUCUGUGGCAGACUGAGAACUAACAGGAACUCAUCACGCUAGAGACCAAAUAACUUUGGGCUUUCCUCCCCCUUCCCGGGCCUGUGGGGAAGGGCUCGCCCGCGGGUUGGCCGUGCCACCUCUUUCCCUGGGGACCUCCCACCCUGCCAUGGGUCUGGUGGGGGCACGGGAGGCUCACCAGAGAGACAGAUGUGGAGGUAACAGUGCUGCCCGGUGAUUUUUAGCUUUCUGAAAACCCACUCUCCUGGAGCAGAGGCAGGUGUGUCCCAGCCUGCUGGGAGAAGAAGUCCAAGCGGUCAACAUUUUGCACACUAAAAGCUUUUCUGAUGGAAAAAAGAGAAGGAAACGGAUCUUUAUUUGGAAGAGAUUUUUUUGUUUGUUUGUCAUAUUUUCAAUAUUUUCCAUUUUUCUGCAGCAUUUUUACUGAUCAGUUUUUAACUAGAUGCCCAGAGGCGAAGGGAAAUCUCUUUCUUGAGCAUGGCUGCUGACUGGGAAAAGGGAGAAAAAAAAAAAAAGGGAAAAAAAAAAAGCCCCACAGCCUUUUCAAUAAAAUUGUUGGUAGAAAAAACA